UUUCUUCAUUCUCUCUCAUUCCUUCAAAAAAAAAACAAAAAGCUCUCUUCAUCUUCUUCCCCAAAGCGUCGUCUUGCUUCAAAUUUCUUCAGCAAAUGGGUUGCUGUCUCAGCAAAACUCCUCCUCCGUCUUCUUCUCCUCCUCCUCCUCCGGUUAACGGAUCUUGUUCGGUUAAAUCACCAGAUCUUGUUGAUAGACUUCCUCUGAAACUCGAAGCGAAGGAGAAGAAGGUUGAAGUAGAAGAAUCGAAACCAAAGAAUGAAGAAGAAGAAGAAGAAGCAGAGGUGAAAGAUAAUAGCAAACAGAGGAAAGAAGUGUUUGUUAUUAAACAUCGGAGAAGCCAUGAGAAAUCAUCGAAGACGACGACGGGGACAGAUCCGGAGGAAUCUUCGGUUUCCGAUGUGAAAUCGACCGGUUCGAAUCCGGUUGACGUGGAUGCGAUUUUGAUCCAGUGUGGGAGAUUAAGCCGGAGCAACUCAGGAGCUGCGAAAACUCGGAGAUACUCUGGAUCUAAGAGGAGUUUCGAUUUUGAUCAGAGUGAACGGAGCCGCGACGGUGGUGACGCGGAUGCUGAAGACGAAGAAGCUGAGAGGCGGAUUCAUCGUCAGCGUCACCGUGGUGGUGGUGAAUCGCCACGGGAACGGAGGAGACGAACUCCGAGUAGAGAGAGGGAUGAUUCGAAGAGUUAUAGAUCGGGGAGUAGAGAGAGAGGAAGUGGUAACGGCGGCGGUGGUGGUGGUAGUAGACGGGUGAGUAGAUCUCCGGCGAGAAGAUCGGAGAUAAACCCUAAUUCGAGUGGCAAUUCUGUGAAUUCGAGUAAUAAUAAUAAUAAACCUGGGAAAUUUGUAUCUGUUCCUGCUACGGAUAAGGCUUUAAGUAACAAUGGAGAUGGAUCUGUGAAACGUGUUGCUGUGAAGAGAAAUGUUGGUAAAGCUGCGUCUCCGAGGUCUCAGUCGCCGGCGAGAGCGGCGAGCCAGCCUUCUCCGUCGAAGCUUAGCCGGAAAACGGAGUUGUCUCCUUAUAGGAGGAAUCCAUUGGGAGAGAUUGAUACAAACUCUGUGGCAGGUAACACCAAUUGCAACAAAAGGAUGAACAGAGACAUUGAAAUGAAUAAAGAUUCUUGCAAUUUCGUGGCUCAGAAGAUGAAUCCCAAAAUCGCUACACAAGCGCCGAUUCGGAGAAGCGCAAGCCCGAUACGUGCAAUGAAAGAGCAGCAAGAGAUAGUGGAAGAGUGUAAGGUUGAAUUGGUUAAGCCUCAAAUUAUGAGUAGAAGCAGAUCCUUAAGGAAGUCUCGUGAUUUCGAUUUCAGUCCUGAUGCAUUGCUCUCUAGCAACAUUGAUAACAACAACAUUAAUAGUAACAAUGCGACGGCUGGAUCAACAUUACCAUCUUACACAGCUUUGCUUUUAGAGGACAUUCAGAAUUUUCAUCAGAAGAGUGUUAAUGUUAAUACUCUAAGUUCAUCUAUGUCCAAGGCUUGUUCUAUUGUAGAAGCAGUUGCUGAUCUUAACUCCACUACAAAUCAACACCAAAGAACCGAGAUCAGUUUCACAUCGGGAGCAGCGAAGAAAGCGGAUUUAAUGGAGCCGAGUUUCGAGAAGUAUGUGACUGUUAAGCGAGGUGGUUCUUCGUUAGAGGAUAUGGAAGAGCAAGAAUCAUCAGGAAGCAAUAGUAUCACGGGAAGCAGCUGCGUGAUGCAGCGACAAGGAUACUCAUCGUCUUCUUCGUGGGAACCGAACUCAGCUGAGUCGACAGAUCGAAUGAGUAUGAGAUCAAACAAACAAGAACGUGAUCGUAGUCCACUUGGUGUGAGUAUUGAGAAACAAGAGUUUGAUCCGUUGAAGAAGAAUGGUGUUGGAGUUGGACGCAAAAGAGUAGCUGUUGUUGAUUCUUCUUCUUCUUCUACAGGGAAAGGUGUUGUUCUACAUGCAACAACAACAACUCGUGUUGCUGCAGUUUCAGUGUAAUGAAAUAAUGAAUUCGAUUGUUUCUUUUUCCCUUACUUGGUUGCAAGAGUUUUAGCAACUGGUGUGUUUGGUUUCUUUUGUAAUCAUUUGAUCAUUUCAAUCGAGUAUUCCUUCUUUAUGGAUU
Molecule: messenger RNA, 2091 nt
Organism: Capsella rubella
Lineage: Eukaryota; Viridiplantae; Streptophyta; Magnoliopsida; Brassicales; Brassicaceae
Exons: 2
Coding region: 96-1967 (623 amino acids)
Source: RefSeq, a predicted model, not a curated record